Sphaeroforma arctica JP610 is the source of this 1323-nucleotide messenger RNA. RefSeq lists its product as hypothetical. NCBI's taxonomy places the organism in Eukaryota, Ichthyosporea, Ichthyophonida. The transcript has 2 exons. The record is from RefSeq and is a predicted model, not a curated record. Bases 247 to 1323 code for a protein of 358 amino acids.
UACCACUGCAUGUACGGUAUUUUUUAAAACCAUACGGCCAUACGGUACACGCUCUACGUGUGUAUUGAAUAUUAUACGCACAUUCAAUGCGUUGUAUGUCUAUCCAUGUACCCGUUUAUACGUAUACGUAUGUAUUACUGUGCAUAGCAUAGGUUUCUUUCUACCGUCAGUGCAAUAGAUCGAGUAUAGGCGUGACCCUUGUCGAUAUACAACGAGAUCUCGUCGAACACCUGUACUAUAAAGGUAAUGGACGUCGAAAGUAAUAGUGCGAGCAGCGGCAACGAAUCCGAUUAUAGCUCUGAUGAAGUGUUCGUUGAUGCGCGUAUGUCCGUAGACGAUACAGAUACCUCAGAUAGCGUAUUCAACAAGCCUGAGUCAUCUUCUCAGUUAGAGGUACGAAUAGGCCCUCAGGACGGUAGACAACAAAGUAUAAACCAAGGUAUAAAUCAAGGUAGAGAACAAAGUCCUCGUGGCGAACCAAGUACACAACAGACACAUAGAAACACUCCGGAUACUUCGAGCGUUAUACAUCCCAUAAAACUUGGAAGACAAGUGAACAUUCCACUACAUUCCAGUACAAAUACACCCGAGGAGUUCUAUAGUAAAGGGAAACGAGCCAGAAUGAGUGAUGCGGAGGCCAGCACGGGCCAAGCACAUGCAAUUGAAUCAGACACGCACAUAAAUGCAGAUAUAUUACAUGAUAAUACUAGCGACAAAGGUAUGCAAGAGACUAAGAGUCAAGAUACAAAUACGAAUGGCAAUACAAAUAUCAGCGCAGGUACAACCACGGACGCUACACCCAGCGUUGAGGUUUCGGAUGCGAAUGUGAAUGAGAAUGGGAAUGCGAAUGCGAACGUACCCAUGAGCACCUCUGGUGAUGUAGAAGUGCAGACGAGUGAAAAGGCUGGGAAGAGCACGUCUACUACUACACCAGAGUACUUUAAUGUUAUAGGGUCAGGCACCAAUACGGCCGGCACGGAUACUGCUGCUGCUAACAGCGCUACUACUGCUAAGGAGAGCAAGUUGGCCUAUGCAGGCCAGAUCGCAGGCACCAUCGCGUCGCAUGGUUACACCACACUCUCCAUGGCAUCAUCUGCGGCCGGUCGCUUGUACUCGUACGCAACAACACCCUCACCCACACAACCCAUCAAUACUGGGCUAAACGAAGAACAAGACCUACAACUCCAGAAGAUCCUGGACGGGUGGGAUGCCGUAGAUGGCGAUAAAGUGCAUGAGGAGAUCAAGGAUAGACUGGUUGUGGCUGUUAUGGGCCGAGUAUCGGCAGGUAGGUGUAUCACCUGUGUUGUAUAUAGGCUGUGUUAG